AUGCAUUUCAGCAUCCGCUCUGUUGCACUGAUUGCUGCCGUUGGCUCGGCUGUGGUUGAGUCGUCACCUCUCAGGACAGGCAAACUUGGCAGCUCCAAUGCUUUUCUUGCGGCAAAGCGCGCCCUUGAGAAGCGCGACAUAACUUUGUGCAACGGAUGGGCACCGGCCGACCAAAUCGACAUUGCGGCCGUCUGGGCCCCGUGGACUAACUCGGGAGACACGGCCACUGUAGCUGCCGGAGCUUGCAGCAGGGUUGGGUGCUCGGAAGCCAGCGGCAUAUACGUCUGCAACGACCAAAGCGUUGACAUUGAGGUCGACCUUGGAGACGUCGGAUCCUUGGCCUCCGAUAUCAAAAACACGUGCUACGAUGGUCCCUCUGGGAUGCACGAGGGUUUCUCCGGUCAGUUGUUCACCGACGGAUACAACGUCAACGUCGCCUCCUGCGACACGAAUGCCAACCCAGCGACGCGCCCAAGUGACUUGUAG
Messenger RNA from Saxophila tyrrhenica, 486 nucleotides. RefSeq lists its product as uncharacterized. NCBI's taxonomy places the organism in Eukaryota, Fungi, Ascomycota, Dothideomycetes, Mycosphaerellales, Extremaceae. The transcript has 4 exons. Bases 1 to 486 code for a protein of 161 amino acids. The record is from RefSeq and is a predicted model, not a curated record.